GUCGACCCUACACACACACAAUACGCACCAUGGGUAUGCUCCUAGGGAAGCAUCGGUACAACAGCGACGAGUCUGUCGAGUUACUUCGAGAGACCAAGUACUUUUCACAAUGGACAUUGGCGGAUGUGCGCGAGUUGCACGCCCGAUUCCAAAAGACUUGGGGGUUUGCAAUCACGGAAAGUCAACUCGAGUCGUUGAUACUACUCAAGCAGCCGGAGGCAGUAUCGUCCAAGGAAAUCUUUGCCGUCUUAGACGCGACGCGAGAUGGAAAACAGGACGGACGGAUCGACGGCCUCGAGUUCAUUGGUGGAUUGACCAUCGUGUGCCAAGGCACAUUUGAAGAUCGAGCUCGGUUUGCCUUUGAAGUUUUCGAUUUCAAUCUCAACGGGUCGUUGUCUCCCAUUGAGCUGGCAUUGCUAAUGAAGUCUUGCUACAGCGGUAUCACAGUCCUCACAGGCGGCCGCAUUGCCUUGGUCCCUUCGAUUCCGACGUUUGUAGAAGUGGCCCAGCAAGCAUUUUCCCGCUUUGACAAGGAUCAAACCGAUGCGCUCAACUACGACGAGUUUGUGACGUGGGCGAGAAGCAACCGCGACUUCAUGAUUUACAUGGAGGCGUUCCGUAUGAUUUCCGAAACAGCGAAAGAACGCGUGCCCGAAGCCGAGUGGCUCCAAGAGGCGAGCGACGACGACUCGGACAUUGAGCUAGAGUGCGUUCUCCCGGCCGUCCUCGCACCGUCAUCCUCCAUCACCCCCUCUCCGUCCCCAAACCAAUACGAAUUCGAGCCGUGGAUGCUUGCGGAACCUUCACGCGCGCCCGCGGUUGCACCGCCCCCUCGUCUUCCCCCCGUGAAUUUGUCUCUCGAAUGGGUGUAUGGCUACCGUGCCCACGACACCCGGAACAACGUUCGGUACACCGCCACAGGGGACAUCGUGUACACUGUAUCCCGCCAUGCGAUUGUGUACAACAGCUCUCGCCACGAACAACGAUAUUACCAGGGCCACCGCAAUGAAAUUUUAUGUUUGGCCAUGAGUCCAUCAGGGGACAAAGUGGCGACGGGAGACGUUGGUGCUGACUGUGCCAUUCACGUGUGGCACCCUGUGACGAUGGAGUGUCUGGCACUGCUGAGCCAGUUCCACGACACGGGGAUUGCGCUCUUAACCUUUUCCAAUCGCAACGACCUUCGAUUGGUGUCGGUGGGGCUGGAUGAGAACCAUCGCAUUGCCGUGUGGGACUGGAGUGCCAAGACCGUGCUGGCGUCUGGCAUUGGGUCGACCCAGAAAGCGCUGGCGGUGGCACUGCACGACAACGGCUCGGAAUUGGUGGUGGCCGGGGACAAGAGUUUGGAGUUUUUCACUGUCGAGCACCGUAUUCUGAAAAAAGAGCGCGCCAGUUUGGGGACCAAAGGACUGUUGCAGGGUUUCUUGUCGGUCGUGUUCUUCCAGCAAUACGUUAUUGUCGGCACCAGUCUGGGGCAAUUGUAUCAGUUUCAAGGCAAACAACUCGUGCGCACUGCCCAAGCCCACCCGGAGAAAGAGUCCGUCAACUGCCUCUUUAUGUGCAUGGGGUCGUUCUUUUCGGGCGGAAAGGACGGUACGAUACGACAAUGGGACACGACCUUGCAAUCCAUCGGCCACACCGUCGACUUGAGCACACUCAACCUCAACAUGCACGACUAUCGCAUCGCGAGUCUGUGCUAUCGCAGCGGCGGUGUCCACGGGGGCUACCUCCUUGUAGGCACUCGGUCCAGCGUCAUCAUCCAAGUGGAAGAGGCCACGAACGUCGUGCAUCGCAUCACUGCGUUUCACCAAACCCAACGGUGUACGGGGCUGUCUACAACCAACAAACGGGCCGAGUUUGUCACGUGUGGCGACGAUCGCAAGAUCCGCCGGUGGAGUUUGCGAAAACGCCAACAGGUGCACUCCCUAGCCCUGCUCCAGCUCCCCCCGGGGCGGUGUAUUGAGUACUCGACGGACGCUGAAUGGAUUGCGAUGGGCUGCACGGACGGCACGAUUGUCCUUGUCGACCACGCCCUCACCGCCAUGCACUUGAAUUUCCGUCACGCGUUCAAAGAAAUCGUGGCCAUCAAGUUCGCGCUGGGGGACCGCCUCCUCGCUGCAUCCUGUGCGAAUGGGGUCAUCUACCUCUACCGCGUCGACGUGUCCAGCGGUCGGGUGCAGCUCUCCCGCCACGCCCUGCUCAAACCCAUGCCCAACGAGGUCGCGACAGCCGCAAGCACCCUCGACUUUUCCGUCGACGGACGGUACUUGCAGUCUCAGCACGGCCCGACGCUGCGAUUCUGGGACGUCCUUUGCGCGUCUCGCGUGUUCGUGAUGCAGAAAAUCCGGGACGCCACGUGGCAUUCGUGGAAGAGCACGAUCGGCCACUCGAUUCAGGCGCUGCAUGGUGUACAAGACCAAGUAGCAAGUGUGUCUGUGAACCAUCGCCACAACCUCGUCGCAGUCGUCACCCACGACGGGUACGUUGGGGUCAGUACGUACCCUGCGGUCACCGCCCAAACACUGCAAAAGCAAGUGCUUGGCCACGGUCGCAGUCCAUCGCAAGGACUUGGUCGUGGGAUGGUGCAUUGCGGGUUCACCAGACACGACUCGGUUUUGAUCACUGCUGGCAGCCACGAUCGGUGUGUGUGUCAGUGGAAACUGACGCGGGAAACAGUCGACGAGCAGCCCAAGCCGCUCCGUGAGUUGUCUGAAGCGUCCAGAAUGGACAUGUCUAUGCAUACCACCACUCCGGCAUCGCGACUGCCCAACACAGCGCUAUCCACCCUACUGACACCGUCGUAUUAUCAACCCAAUCCUGCCUACAAAGCGGAAGCGCCAGACUUGGAUCUGGAGCUUGUGUGGGUCCAUGGCAUCAACGUCACUGAAGGGUCUGCGAAAUUGGGCGUGACCGAUGCAGGCGAGGUUGUCUACGCUGCGGCCACCAUCGGCGUCCUCUUUGACUAUUCCACUCGAAAACAACGUCAUUAUCAACACCACAAAAAGAGCAUCACGAGUGUGGCCGUGCAUCCAAGUGGAAAGGUUGCCGCGACAGGGUCAUCGAUUGAAAUCUCGUUUUGGAACACGACCACCCUGGAAACACUAGGGGUGCUCCCCGUCUCUGCCCCCGUGACGUUACUAGCGUUCAAACACAGCGGAGAGCUCGUCGUGGCCGUCCUCUCAGACGCCGUGCACACGGUGGUGUGUAUCUUGUGGAAAGAAGGGCACGUAGUGGCCACCGCCCAGAACACGUUGGAUCAAGUGCUGGCGUGCAGUUUCACCAACAACGACGCGUCGUUUGCAACAUGUGGUGUGGACCAUGUGAUGUUCUGGACAGUGGUUAACAACCACUACCUUCGUUCGCAGCGCGGCAUCUUUGGUCGCAUUGCCAUCAUACAAACGUUGACGUGCGUUGCCAGUGUCGGCGACUUGAAGACCAUCACGGGGGCGCAAGACGGCGCGCUGAUUGUCUGGGAUGACCAUCACGCUUGUCAGCUCAUCACAGCCCACGCCGCGGCGGUCACAUGUGCCGUGUACCAACCAUCACUUAAGCACGUCGUGACAGCAUCCGCAGACGGCGCCAUCUUUGUGUGGCUGUGCCAACCUUCCCAUCGAAAGGAUUACCUCGUGAUGCUGGGUCGAUGGCAGCCUGUGGGGGCCCCCACUAGCAUUCUGGGCCUUGCUGCCAAAGAAGACUUGACGUUUGCUGUCACGGACGAAUGCACGAUGCUCGAGUUGGCGCCGAGUUGUUUUGAGUGGCUCAACACGUCGAUGGCGCCGAAACCGACGCAGCCCCAGAUUCUAAUGCAGUGGCAUGGCCAGAGCAGCGGCACGGUCAGUGGGCUGACGUGUCACCCGACCCUCGACAUCAUUGCCACGUCCGGCACAGACAAGUCGUUGAGAGUGUGGGAUCUGCAGACACACCUGCAGGUAAAGUACAAGACACUCCCCGCCCCUGCGAAAGCUCUGGCGUAUUCGAAAACCCAAGACGACAAGGCCAGGUUUCACCUGGCCAUCGCCCUGACCACAGGGUCGUUGGUGAUUGUCCACGAUACGACCUUGGACGACGUGACUUCGAUCGAGUGCUGCAAGCAGGCGUGCGUGGACAUCAAGUACUCUCCCUGCGGAAAGCUCCUCGCGCUGGCAUGCACAGACGCGUCCAUUUACGUGUACGCCAUCAAGGAUAACCUCACGUACGCACUACACGCCAAGUGCGAGCCCAAAGGCACAAUGAGUCGGCACCCCAUCACCCACUUGGAUUUCAACUUUGACUCGACCAUCCUGCGAAGCAAUGCGUUGGAACUGCAAUGUGCGUUUUGGGAUGUUAGCACCGGACAACACUUGGAGCACUCGGUGUCUGCCCGGGAGACCCACUGGCACACGUGCACGUGUCCAUCGACGUGGUCCCUCCUCGGUGCCAAUAUCGACGGCACCGUAGGUCUCUCGUGCGCGGACCGCGUGCACUCGGACGAACAUGUCGUGGGUACUGCCAAGUUUUCGUCCAUUUUACCGGUCGUGGCCGUGGGUGAUAUGGACGGCCACAUUCAGUUGAUUUGGUAUCCGUGUGUCGAGCCCAGCGCGUCGAAAUUGUACGGGGGCCACGCGUCGCCCAUACAUUGCAUUCGCUUUACCAGACACAAUCGGUUUCUCGUGAGCGUCGGCACGUACGAUCGAACGCUGUUGGUGUGGGCCACCGACUAUGUCUCCGAAGCGAACGAACGACGUCAAGCACAAGCCGCCUCUCCCCCUGCCGCCCCCGUCACCGUCCAUCAUACCGCUGCAAACUCAACCAAAGUGCACUUGGCCGAUGAGCGACUUCUAGCCAAGGACGAUAUUGACAAGGACUUUGAAGGGGGGAAAGGGGACGAGUUUAUGGCUGUCAAGCCAUGGGUAGGCGCCAUCCGAGAACCCACCAAUUGGACGUCCAAGCCAGACGACAACGAAGCCCCACUCAGCUCCCUCGAGCUUUCCUUUGUCUACGGCUACCGUGGGUUCGACACGCGCAAUAAUUUGAGCUUUGGUGCCGGCGCCAACACAAUCAUCUACCACGCGGCGGCACUUGGCAUCGUGUACGACAAGCAACAUCACCGCCAGAUCUUUCACUAUGGCCACACCGACGACAUCAUGUGUUUGGCAGUGCACCCCGAAGGGCAUCUAGUUGCGAGUGGCGAGCGCGGACGCACCCCCAAGGUUAUCCUGUGGGACGCCAACUCGGGGUCGAGUCUUUGUGUGCUGUCUGGGUUCCACAAACGAGGAGUGAGUCACGUGGCGUUCAAUACCAAAGGCGACUUGCUGGCGACACAUGGCAUGGAUGACGACCACAGCAUCGCCAUUUACAAUCUCCAGGGGAAGCUUGUGGCCAAGGCCACAGCGUCAAAGCAAUCGAUUCUCGGCAUUGCAUUCAUGGACAAAGACGGCAUCAGCGUGGGAGAAAAGUCGGUUCUGUUUUGGAGCGUGUCGCAGUCGAACGUGUCGGUGAAGAAGGGCUCGUUUGGCAAAGGAGACAGUCGCAGCACCGUCCUGUGCGCGGUGUUUGUGCUGGGGGAAGCAGUCACAGGCCAAGCCGAUGGAUCGUUGUAUCAAUGGAAAGGUCGAAAUUGCAUAGCCCUUGUCAAAGGCCACGAAGGGGCAGUGAAUUGCUUGUGUUACGAUGUCACGACCAAGAGUCUUCUCUCGGGGGGAAAGGACGGCGUGAUCAAGUUUUGGGGGGCGUCGUUUGAAGUGUUGAUGCAGUUUGACUUGAAAUCGGCAAGUGGGGGUGGGGGUAGCAUUCGCAGCCUCAGCAUCGACAACGGCAAAGUGCUCUUUGGAACCCAAGCGUGUGAAAUAUGCGAAGUUGACGUCACCGAUUUGCGGAAACCGGCGGUGCCAAUGCGAACGUUCAUCGAGGGGCAUGGCGGGGGGGAGUUGUGGGGCCUGGGGGCGCACCCUGAGAAGCAGCAGAUCGUCACUGCCGGUGACGACGGUAUCGUGCGUCUAUGGGAUGCUCCGAACCGUUCGUGCUUGGCCAAGCUACCGUUGCAUAAAAAGUGCCGCGCCGUCGGAUUGUCCCCUGACGGAAACCAUAUUGCCGUGGGCGCGAUGGAUGGUUCGGUGACGAUCCUCAAAGGAGGACUCGAAGGCGUGGUGGUCGAGUUGAGGGUGAGCAUCAAGGCGAUAUCGGUUGUCAAGUACUCCUUCGAUGGCAAGACAUUGGCCGUGGGAAGCCACGACCAGCGCAUUUACUUGUACACGGCCCCGGCCUACUCCAAACGAUGUGUCCUUCGAGGCCACAGCAGUUACAUCACGCAUUUGGACUUUACGCUGGAUACCCAUUAUCUCCAGAGUAACUGCGGCGCGUACGAACUGCUCUUUUGGGACGUCGCGAGUGGAAAGCAAGUGACGAGUGCUAACACAUUGCGGGAUGUCAAGUGGCACACGUGGACUUGUACUCUUGGGUGGCCCGUGCAAGGCAUAUGGCCUGAGCGCGCCGAUGGCACGGACAUCAACGGCGCAUGCCGAAGCAAUUCCCAUAAGAGUUUGAUGACAGUGGACGACAGUGGCCACGUCAACUUGUUCCGGUAUCCGUGCGUCCAACCCAAGGUGCGUUGCCCCACGAGGCGCUUAUGCUGAUCCUUUUGUGUCUCUGCAGUCCAAGUCGAGGCAAUACCUGGGCCACUCGUCGCACGUGACCGAUUGUACCUUCACGAAAGGUGACAUGUUUGCCGUGUCUCUUGGUGGCGGCGACAACGCCAUCUUUCAGUUCAAGUACAUUGAGAAGUAGACGUAGGAGUAACUUGUAAUCUGCUUGAGCUACGAGUGUAUAGUCGUAGAGUCAUGGUGGUGGCUUU
Aphanomyces astaci is the source of this 6826-nucleotide messenger RNA. RefSeq lists its product as hypothetical. NCBI's taxonomy places the organism in Eukaryota, Oomycota, Saprolegniomycetes, Saprolegniales, Verrucalvaceae. The coding region runs from base 30 to 6608 and encodes 2192 amino acids. The transcript has 23 exons. The record is from RefSeq and is a predicted model, not a curated record. Gene Ontology annotation, molecular function: microtubule binding; calcium ion binding.